AUGGAAAAGAAACAACAAGAAAAAGAAAUUAAUUAUUCUUUUCAUCAAUGGCUUAAUUGGGAUAGAAUGAAUGAAUUUAAACAACAAAACAGAUCACGUAGAGGAUUACAACGAAAAGUAAUUUUUAUUAUUGACAUGUCAUUAAGUAUGAAUCAAGAAGAUUAUCAACCAAAUAGAAUUACAUUCAUCCAAACAAAACUUAAAGAAUUUUUUGAAGAAUUUUAUAUUGAUAAUCCAUUAAGUGAAAUUGGAUUAAUUUGUACAAGAAAUAAAACAGCUGAACAACAAUUUCCAUUGUCUAGAAAUUUAAUAAUUCAAAAAGAAAUGAAAUGGGGAAAUUGUGAAGGACAAAUGUCAUUACAAAUAUCACUUGAUUUAGCACAACAAAUAUUAUCCACUACUUCUAAUUCUUCUUCAAGAGAAAUUAUUAUAGUAACAUCUUCUAUAACUACAUGUGAUCCUGGUAAUAUUUAUGAUACUAUUGAAACUUUAAAAAAAACUACAAUUAGAUGUUCAGUAAUUUCAUUUGCACCAGAAAUGCAUAUAACAAGAUUAUUAACUAAAGUUACAGGUGGAGAUUAUCAUACAAUAAUGAAUGAAAAACAUGCUGAAGAUGUUUUACAUACAUUUAUUAUUCCACCAAUAUAUAAAGAAAAUGCAUAUGAACCUAAAACUAUACAAUUAUAUAUUGGAUUUCCAAAACAAUUAAAUGUACCAACAAUAUGUGAGUGUCAUUCUAAAAUUGAUAUAAAUCAUUUUGAAUGUCCUAUUUGUGGUUUUUGUUAUUGUGAAUUACCUAUUCAAUGUAAAAUAUGUAAUGCUAUUUUACUUCUUUCACAUCAUUUUGCACGUUCUUAUCAUUUUAUGUUUCCAAUUGAACCAUUUAAAGUUAUUGCAAUGAUAAAACCACAAGAAAAAUGUUUUGGAUGUGGUAAAGAAAUUGAUGAUAGAAUAGAAAAAAAAGAAGAAGAAACAGUUAAUGUUUAUCAAUGUAAAAAAUGUUUAAAAUAUUAUUGUGAUGAAUGUGAUAGUUUUAUACAUGAUGUGUUAUAUAAUUGUCCUGGCUGUGAAAGUAAAGAACUUCUUAAUUAA
This is a messenger RNA of Entamoeba histolytica HM-1:IMSS, 1092 nucleotides long. Its product is annotated as TFIIH basal transcription factor complex subunit, putative. Lineage: Eukaryota; Evosea; Mastigamoebida; Endamoebidae. The coding region runs from base 1 to 1092 and encodes 363 amino acids. Gene Ontology annotation, molecular function: zinc ion binding. Gene Ontology annotation, cellular component: transcription factor TFIIH holo complex; transcription factor TFIIH core complex. Gene Ontology annotation, biological process: nucleotide-excision repair; DNA-templated transcription; regulation of transcription by RNA polymerase II. The transcript is spliced from 2 exons. The record is from RefSeq and is a predicted model, not a curated record.